Messenger RNA from Bombus impatiens (common eastern bumble bee), 2618 nucleotides. RefSeq names its product location of vulva defective 1. The transcript has 7 exons. The record is from RefSeq and is a predicted model, not a curated record. Gene Ontology annotation, molecular function: serine-type endopeptidase inhibitor activity. The coding region runs from base 205 to 2505 and encodes 766 amino acids. NCBI's taxonomy places the organism in Eukaryota, Metazoa, Arthropoda, Insecta, Hymenoptera, Apidae.
CCGCGAGCCAGUUCCGACGUAGAGAGCGGACGACUAAGACUAAUCCUAACAGAGCUGCUUGUCGACCCACGUUUCCGCGCCACCGUGUUGCGCUUCCUUUCGUAAAUCGAGAGAGAAUCCGCGAGGAGACGGGUUGUCCAUGCUCCUCGCCAGUCGACCUGUGCUCCUCGUCCGCCAGUUAUCCAGCAACCAGUCGCGAUUAAUAUGGGCGCCUGGAUGUCCUGGCUGAUCCUGUUGCAGCUGUCGUCCGUGUUUGUCCACGGCUACGACAACGUGGGAUUCGACGGCUGGUAUCAACCGGUUCCGCAUCGGCCGGUCGACAUCAUCACGGACGUUAUUAACGACCUAGGCGUGCGGAUUCUGCAACAGUACACGGCCCACGGGAACGUUGCAUUCUCGCCGACGGGGGUUGGCUUCAUCCUGGCCGCACUUUACGAGGGCUCGGCUGGCAGAGGAAGACAGCAAAUCGCGGAUGCUCUUGGUCUACCGCGAGAUCGAGACAUCACCAGGAUCGGUUUUCGCGAUAUCCAUCGUAGAUUGAGGACGUAUUUGAACGCUGAUGGAUUCCUCGGGGGUCUAACGCUCAAUCACGAGAACACGAAACUGAGGCCAGAGUACGAAGACAUCCUUCGGUUCUACGGAUUCGAUCUGUCUAUCCCUGAGGAGGAGACCAACGAAACCGAAACUACUUCUGUACCAGAAACAACUAGUGCGAUGACUGAACAAUCGACGACCGAAGCAAGAACGUUGGUUCCUGACGAAACUACUACGCCAAGUACAACAAUAAGAACUAUGCAGAGUUCUGAGGUCACUAGCGAUAUACCAAUGUCCACUACUCCCAUGGUUGAACUUAUUGAAAUGACCUUAAGCACCGUAGACGAGCAAGAUAGAUUGACACAAACUAUUUCUGAUAGUGCUGUUUUAACGGGUGCUACAGUAGCUACUACCCUGCCUAGUUUAGUUACAACUUUAUCUACCGAGGCAAUGACUACAUCUACGAGCACCUUGCCUAGUUCAAUUACAACUUCAUCUGAAACUUCUACCACUGUUAUUUCUACUACUACUACUACUGCAGCUACUACAACAACUUCUGAAAUACCGCAGACAACCGUUACAAAUUCUGCUCAACCUAUAACGAUGGUCACUUCCACACCAAGUAUUCAAUCGCCAAAUGCUGAUGGAACAUCAAGUACGCCAUCGACUUUGACGAGUACCGUUGCGAUUAUAUCUACUCCAAGUUCAACUUCGGAGACGGCCGUAACAUUUUCAACAUCAAUGGAAACAAAUUUAGAAUCGACGAUUACAUCUGCUAUUGGACAGACGACCGUUUCUACCGAUCAGGCCACCGAAUCUGUGAUGACGACGGAACCCAUCACGGAGUCAACGACCGCGUUAACAGGCUCUACGCCAAGUUCUACGUCAACAACUACCGGAACUACUGUCAUCGCGUUAUCCGCAGAAACUUCAGAAACGUCAGCAGCAAAUGUCACAGAAGCUUCAACGAGUUCGACGAUCCCAACUCAGGCGAACGAGGCGUCGUCCACGAAUGGACCACCUGCUGAUGAGAAUACCGUUUCAACGGGCUCGAACAAUCAGUCUAUCCCGAACGAGAUGGGAUCUACCGAUUUGCCAGUCACGACCACAAGUGAAACCGGGUCGACUGGACAGCUGACCACUGUAUCCUCGAGCACGAUGAUGAAUCGAAGGAAACGUAGCGACAGGAGCCCCAGGGGAUUCUUCUCUAGCUAUCCAGACGAAGGAAUUUGGAUGCAGGACCUAGGAAUCUGGAAGCCUUAUUCCACGACCUUGAACGAGGCAUCCGUCAGAGACUCGACGGAGAUAUCGUUCCUAGUAAACGGCUGUGAUGUCUCCUCCGUUACGGCUUCCAGAUACUUCGCAGUUCUACCUUUUGCCUAUUUUCCAUCGCUGCACGCAGUUGCACUUGAGUUUCCACUUGAUGACCCAAGGUACAAUAUCCUGCUAAUGAUGGCGACAGACAGAAGGGACACGUAUCGUUUGGCCAGAGAUCUUGGAGGGAAAUCGUUGAGACUCUUGCGGAAGCAGUUGCAGGCUACUUGGGUCAGGGCCACCAUUCCGUCCUUUAUGUUGCGCGGUUUUGUCACAUUAACGUCUUUCCUGCAAAGGUUGGGAAUUCUGGACGUGUUCGAGCCUAGAACCGCCGACCUCUCACCAAUGACACCAGAUCUUGGUGUGUACGCCAGAGACGUGCAACAGAGUAUCGGGGUGAACAUCAGAAACUAUAUGAAACCCGACAGAACCCACUCUCGUGAGUCGACUUAUCGUCCUACCGAUCCUCCAUUGAUCGUUCCACUGCGUCGGGACUAUUAUCGAUACUAUCAUCCAGGAAAUGGAUUAUUCGAGAGGGCAGGGCCAGUGCCAUUUACAGUUGUCCAUCCGUUCCUCUACUUCAUCGUCGACGCAGAGACUUCGGUAGCUUUGAUCGCUGGUCGGGUUAACGAUCCGCUCAAUUCGCGAAUUUUGUAACUCUUAAUCUACUUGGGAACAAAGAUGGACAAGUUCCGGGUAGUAAUAAACACAUAUGUUUAUUUGACAUACUUAUAAAUAUCGUUAUAUAUCUAUAAACAAUUACACACAUA